Messenger RNA from Eremomyces bilateralis CBS 781.70, 3787 nucleotides. RefSeq lists its product as uncharacterized. The transcript has a single exon. The record is from RefSeq and is a predicted model, not a curated record. NCBI's taxonomy places the organism in Eukaryota, Fungi, Ascomycota, Dothideomycetes, Eremomycetales, Eremomycetaceae. The coding region runs from base 483 to 3338 and encodes 951 amino acids.
UAUUCCGUUGCACGGGAGAACUAAGCGCUAUCCCUUUUCACGGGCAACUGGUUACCGGUAGACCAACCCCACCGGCGCAUACUCCAGGUAAACUAGUGAUCACCGAAUCCUGAAAGUAUGGACGGGAUCUGGGAAAGCGAAAGGUAGCGCAUUUCCGCCUCGUGCUACAUCGCGAUUCUGUGGUACGGUACCGAUCUCCAUAUCCACCAAAAACACCAACCGGUCCCUCGUCCCUCCACUUCUGCACAACCCCGAUCCCGUGGGCGAGUUGCCUUCGUUUUCUCCGUGUCUAUUCGCAAUUCGUAUCCGCUGACGGUCGUUUGCUGAAUACAGAGACGCGCCUCUAUCGCUCUUUGCGCAAUUCGCCCUUCAUAGCUUUCACGUAGUCACGGCCUCUUUUCGUCCUUUUCCGUUUCUACUGGUCUUUCUUUGAGAAAUUUCACUCGCCGAGCGCUACAAAUGCGGCUUGAAUCGAUCCAAACAUGGGUCGAACGUCGAUAUUCCCCUUCCAGAGGAGGAAUCAAGAGCCGCAACCUCAAAUAGAACACAUAUCCGCUCCAACCCUGACCGUAUUCCCUCCUUCACGAGCAUCGGCACGACCAGCGAACAAAGCAGAACGAUUGCUCGGUGCUACCGGCUUCGGUACCCAUUCUACAUCGCCACGUCCCUCGUCGUCGCGGCGGCAUUUCGUUCAGCGUCCGCGGGAGGAAUCGAAAGCCAUCCGAGCUGAUACCGGCUAUCGCGGCGACGGCUACGACCUGGUGGACCAUCCAUCCCGAAAUGCCGACGUCGACUACCAGAGCCUUCGAAACAAGGCCUCCUCCAAUGCCUUGGGGGAAACGCACCACCGCAAUCUGACACCCUCGGUCACGGCUAGCAGCGGUACCAAUCGAAAUAUGCGGCACCAACCCUCCGAUUCGACGCUUCGGUCCUUCUACGACCCCGCGCGCAUCCCUCUUACCAUCUCCCAACAGACAUCCGAUUCGGCGGUGCGGGAUAGAGGACUACGUCGAGGCAAGCCAGCUCCUCUCUCCCCCCCCAACUCCGCUGGACAGAAUCGUCCCGGAGUCACACUCACAAAUGCCGACCACACAAAUGGAGAACCAACGGGGCAAUCCAAAUGGGGUUCGCGUCUAGAUAUAACGAAACUGUUCCCGAAACCCAGGUCGUCGGACAAACGACCGUUGACUCAUAACCUUGUCCAUUCCCCAUCCCAGAUGUCAAUGUCUUCCGACUAUUUCGCGGCUUCUGCAGAUUCGUACCGUGCAAAAGAUGCACCGCGUUCAGUCCGGACAAGACCUUCCAUCGCCUCCAUCUCGACCAAUCCACAAGGCGAUCCAGCAGCUCCACCAUCCGGUCACAGCAGACCUGCCAGCAGGCCCAUUAGCGGAACGCCUAACAAGUACGACAACGCCAAGAUGAACGUUCGUCGUCCGCCGAAAGGGAUACAAAAUUGGUUCGAUGGUCUGCUCGAGGAUGAUUCGGAGGAGGAUGCUGAGGUGGAACCCGCUACACCGCACAGUACCCAGCCUCCAUCCGAGUAUCGGUCAUAUACGUCGUCGCAGCUGUCAUACGACGUUCAGGAUAAGAGAUAUCGCCCCUCACCAGAGGACGAACGAAGGAGGCAGCGUGCGUCACCAUACUCCGCAGCCCAAGACAAGCGAUCGCACGCGACCCUCCGACCUCAAAAUUCCCAGGAGGCGCUUUCGAUGCGCAGCGGGUUUACCGCCAUGACACGCGAGAGCAAGAUAUCGAGGACGAACUUGAACGAAGCAAGCGUGCUGUCCUUCUCAUCCUCCGACGAAGAAGACAAUGUGGCCGAAGAAAGCGACCUGGACACCGCUUCGAGAGCCUGCGACAGCAGCGUCCACACCACGGACACACGAGACUCGGCAGGUCAGAUGCUGAUUGGAAGAGCGAGAGCCCUGGAGUUGAAACCGCGAACCAGACAAUCCACGGAGUAUCCUCCGGCGCAGGCGUUAGAGGGUGCUUCGAAGGCUACCGCUAGGGAACAUGAGGCGUCCUCAAGGAGCAGGUCCGCCAGGGAUAACUCUACUGACGAUUCGAGUGACGUCGUUACAUCACCACGAAGGCCGCGCAAGACGCGACUGUCCCGGAUCGUGGAAGAUGGUCCUCGACCGACGCCUCCCGAAGCUGAGCGGUCAGUCGAAAAGUCCACGGCAGCUGAGAAGAAGAAAAAGGAGAGUGAGCUGCGGGCUCUCAAAGCUGAGCAACACAAACUCAUGGCCGUGACGGAGGAGGAAGAAGCGCUUCUCGAGAUGAUGCGAUCGAAACGCGCCGCGAUGGCGAAGCACUCCUUCACCGAAGGAUACCGCACGGCCAUCAAGCAAGAGAAGCGACGCAUCGCCUCCACCCAAUCCUCCGUCUCCGGCUCGCCCCCGCGCGAGACUGAGCGGCCCCUCUCCCCGCGAUUCGAACCCCAGCCCGCGACCGCGACCGCGACCACCCUCGACCGCGAGCGCAUCACCAUCCUCACCACCAAACCCCCCAUCCCCGCCCGCACCUCCUCCAUCCCCUUCCGCCCCCCCACCAACAUCCUCUCCGCCUUCCCCCUCACCCCCUCCACCCCCCACGGCCUCCCCUCACCCUUCUUCCCCUCUCCACCCCCCCGCGACCCCCUUCCCCCCCUGGAAACCCUCCCUGCCACCACCUACUGCUACCCCUCCCACUCCUCCAACCUCCACCAUCCUCUUCCCCGCCCUCUCUCCCCACUCUCCCUCCCUCUCUCACCCUCCGCCACCGCCUCCGCAACCGCUUCCCCCCUCCCCUCUCCCCUCACUCCCCGCCGCGGCUCCGACGCCCCCUCCGACAUCGCCGUGCGCGUGAUCCCCAGCUCUGGCAGCGAGGGCAGCGGUGGUGGGCGCACGAGUCGCGCGGAUGAGUUGGACGCGAUCGCGGUGGGCGUAGAGCAGAAGGCGAGGGUGGGGAUGGCGAGCGCAGAAGCGCAUACGGCGCAGGAGCGCGAGCGGGAGGGGAAGGGAGCGGGGUUGGUGGUGUCGGAGGCGGUGGUGAAGGCGCGGAUGGCGAAGCGGAUGAGCGGUGGUAUGGGGAUGGGUGUUGGCGCGGAGCGGACGAGGAAGAGACUGAGUCGGGAGUCAGAGGUGGGGGUGGCGAGGACGGGAUCGGGGAGGACGGCGGGGUCAGGGCGGACGGCAGAAUCGGGGCGGACGGUAGGGUCAGGUAGGAGUAGUAUGAGUAUGCGGAGUAGUGUGCGGAAGGAGGACGUAAGGAGUAGCGUGAGUGAGGAUGUGUUGGCGGCGUGGGGGAGUUUAGGGGGAUGGAGGGAUUGGGAGAGUGGAGGCGAGGUGGCGGCGUGAGGAGUGUUUGGGUUGGGGGAGGCGAUUUUGGACAUCUCCGAUUUUGUUCUGGAUUGGGUUGAUGAUAUGGUGCUGUUCGGAAUGGGACUGGAAAUGACGAAUCUUGAAUUCUUCGCUCGAUGACAGCGAGCUUUUAUAGCGUGCGAUGAAGGAUGGAUUUGGGAAUACGGAGGAUUAUUGAACCAUUGUAAUUACGAUAAACCAUUCAUGGACUAAUAUAUUAUAUCUUCACAUCAUGUCUUAACAGUUCGCAACAGGAGAUGUUCCUUUGAAUUGUUCUCCAUUCGCUUUGAACUCUGUGACUAGGAGUACUGGAGGCUAUUUGAGCUUCUUCUACGGCGUAUCUGGAGUUCGACACAGCAUGAUUCGGUGGAUGGUGAUGUGGCGAAUCCGUCAGACAUGUUUGCCACGGGUAUGCAAACACCGGAUUUGAGAUAUCAAACUGGCAG